Molecule: messenger RNA, 642 nt
Organism: Sorghum bicolor (sorghum)
Lineage: Eukaryota; Viridiplantae; Streptophyta; Magnoliopsida; Poales; Poaceae
Exons: 2
Coding region: 1-642 (213 amino acids)
Molecular function (GO): protein binding
Source: RefSeq, a predicted model, not a curated record
AUGUCGGAGCCGUCCUUGCCGCCGCCGCCGCCGCCUUCGCUGAUGGAGGAGCUUAUCGAAGAGAUCCUCCUCCGCCUCCCGCCGCAGGAGCCCGCGAGCCUCUUCCGCGCCGCGCUCGUCUGCAAGCCUUGGCGCCGCCUCGUCACCAGCCCCCGCUUCCAGCGCAGAUUCCGCGAGUUCCACCGCCGCACGCCCCCCAUGCUGGGAUUCCUCUGCGACAACCACGGCGACGGCGACCGCUGCAGCUUCGUGCGCACAACGGCCUCCUCCCCGCUGCAUGCCACCACAUCCCGCUGGCGCCCGCUGGACGCGCGCCACGGCCGUGUCCUCCUACGGGAACCCACACGGAACGUCCUCGUCGUCUGGGACCCCAUCACUGACGACCGGCAGGUGCUUCCCGUCCUGCCGCGGUGGGCGGUAACCUGCACCGCGGCGAUUCUCUGCGGCGCCGCAGCCUGCGACCACCAUGAUUGCCACCGUGGUGGAUCUUUCCUCGUGGUUUUCGUGGGCACUGAUCCAAGGAACAUGUUCGUCUGCACCUACGACUCGUCUGAUUAUUUUGCCGCCUGGAGCGAGCCAAUCUCCCUUCACCACCUCAAUGACUGCUACAUCUACGCUGCUUCCAACCUUGCACUACUGUGA